Molecule: messenger RNA, 405 nt
Organism: Limulus polyphemus (Atlantic horseshoe crab)
Lineage: Eukaryota; Metazoa; Arthropoda; Merostomata; Xiphosura; Limulidae
Product: Down syndrome cell adhesion molecule-like protein Dscam2
Exons: 2
Biological process (GO): dendrite self-avoidance; homophilic cell-cell adhesion; axon guidance
Cellular component (GO): plasma membrane; axon
Molecular function (GO): cell-cell adhesion mediator activity
Source: RefSeq, a predicted model, not a curated record
UUCCUCCAUUGAUUGGAGAGUUCCACUUUGAUAAGAAUCUUCAUGAAGGAAUGAGGACUCGAGUGUAUUGUAGCAUAGCACAGGGAGAUCAGCCAAUUACCAUUUCCUGGCUUAAGGAUGGACAUCCUAUACCUAAUGAUUUAGGAAUAUCUGUACGAACUAUUGACAGUUUUUCAGUGGCUCUUGCAAUUGAUAGGCUUGAACCAGUUCACAAUGGUAAUUACACUUGUGUGGCGACCAAUGAAGCAGCAACUGUUCAACAUACAGCCCAAUUAGUUGUUGAUGUACCUCCAUAUUGGAUGAUUGAACCAACUAAUACAUAUGUAGUAUUAAAUGAGCCUGUAAACAUAAACUGUUUGGCCAAGGGGUAUCCAGUUCCACGGAUUACGUGGAAAAGAGCUAAAU